This is a messenger RNA of Triticum aestivum (bread wheat), 675 nucleotides long. RefSeq lists its product as uncharacterized. The transcript is spliced from 3 exons. The record is from RefSeq and is a predicted model, not a curated record. Lineage: Eukaryota; Viridiplantae; Streptophyta; Magnoliopsida; Poales; Poaceae. Bases 1 to 675 code for a protein of 224 amino acids.
AUGGCCGUCGCCGACGCGGUGCUGCCCUCAGCGCCGCCGCUGGCCCCGCCGGCGCGGAUUCGUCGUGCGCUUCGCCCUCACCCCGAUGCUGGCGCUCGGCGCGUCCUCUGCGCCGCGGCGGGAGCCCUCACCUGCCUGUGCUUCUCCAUUGCAUGGGUCACCUCCGCGGCCGCGGCAGCGCGCAUCGUGACGCGCCGCGCCUUGGGCGACCGCUCUGCCCCCUUCCUCUUCCUCCAGGCGCUCAUAUACGGGGCUCUCAAGGUCUGCGUCUGCAGCUUCCUUGCGUUCCUCGCGCUUGCCGUCCUGGUGGCGUGCGUGGCCUACGUGAUUGCAGCUGUAUCUAGAUCCACUUCGGGAUUCAAGAAGAGCUCCUCCAGAGCAAUCAUGCGGGAAUCGGUUGCAGGCUUGUUUAUGCUAUUGUGCCCUGCGGUGUUUGUAUUUGUCGCAGAUGUGGCCUUCUUCCUACUAGUGGUCGUUGGUCAUCUGGUAGCAAUGAUGUUGCCACAUGUGGAGGGAUCGAUAUAUCAGGGGGGAAUGGUCGAUUCUGUAAUCAAGGAUGUGGGGAUAUUCCAAUUCGGUAUGCAUGCGACAACUUGCGUUGUGAUCCCAACACUCAUUCUUAGUCUCUGGAGGGAGUACCAGGCGGACAAGAAAGCAACAUUGCAGUACUGUUGA